AGCGUCGCGCGACUCCUGGCCAGGGGCGCUGUCGUCCCAUCAGGCUACCGCUUCCUUCUCUUUGCCCGCCCCCUCUUUCCCUCCUCAGCCGUUGGGCCGCUAUCCGGAGCGGCCACGCCCACCGCUUACCUGCUCACACGUCACGUCGCGAGAGCGUUGGAUUUCGACCUGCGCGGCGCUUUUGGCGGAGUAAGAGGAAGGAGGCGGCGCAGGAUCAGGCAGAGGAAACACCUGUGGAGGGCGAAGGGCCUCCCUCGGCUCGAAGGACAAAGGGCGGGCAAGCGAGAGGGGGGCGGUUCCCGGAAUGCAACGGGGUGUAGCCCCCCACUAGUCCACCUUCUGGUCCUCCUCCUGUGCGCAAGCCCCUUUUGGGUAAGUAGGAUGCAGCUACUUGCGGGGCUUAAAAUUCAAUCUGCUUGGGCGUCAUGGUGGCUUUUUAAUUGCAGGAGCUCUUUUUGAAACAGCAGGAACAAAUUGGCAGGUUCUGUAGCUUGUCCUCAAAGCUGCCUCUUACUCAGGCCAUACGUUUAAAACAUGCUUUAGUUAUUUAUUGCAUGUAUAUCCCACCUUUUUCUCCGAGAAACUCAAGGUAGCAUGUAUGUUUCCCCCCAUUUUCUCCUCGCAACAGCCCUGUGGGGUUAGGUUAGGCUGAGAGUGUGUGGCUGGCCCAACGUCCCUCCUGAUAAUAAUAAUAAUAAUUUAUUUAUUUAUUCAUACCCCACCCAUCUGGCUGGGUUUUCCCAGCCACUCUGGACGGCUUCCAAUAAAAGAUUAAAAAUACAUUAAAACACCAGUCAUUAAAAACUUCCCUAAACAGGGCUGCCUUCAGAUGUCUCAUGGGUGAUUUCAGAUCCUAGUCUGACGCUAACCACUGCACCACACGGGCAUCACAAUAUAAAGUCACUUCCCAGGCGCCCUCAAAUUCAGCCUUCCAGAUGUUUUGAGACUAAAAUUCCCAUCAUCCCUGACCACUGGUCCUGCUAGCUAGGGAUCAUGGGAGUUGUAGGCCAAAAACAUGGAGGGCUGAGUUUGAAGAAGCCUGCUUCAAACAGUCAUAGCUGUCUUCCCCCCCCCCCCCCGAAUAAUUAUGGGAGCUAUAGUUUAUUAAGAGUGCUGAAAGUUGGUAGGAUACCUCCCAGAGUGAAGGCCAAAAUGAGGAAUUAGUACAGCUUUUCUAGCCUCUUCUAUCCAUGUCCCCGGGUGGUUUCCUGCUUCCGAUGUAUCUAAAAACUAUGUAAAAGUUUGUCUUACCAAUAAGCUCUUCAAAUUAUUUUCCACUUGUAUUACCCAUUCACUAAUGCUUGUUUUGCCACAUUAUGUGUUCCUUAUUAUUUUUAUUUAAAUAAGACAUGCAUUUCAAGUAAAGCUUUUUUGCUUCCUUAACUCUGCUCAUUAGCCAUACUGGCAUUCUGUUAGAUUAUUUGUAUAUUAUUAGUUCACUAAAUAUAUGGGAACUCAUUUGCAUAGGGUCCUUGUUAACUCAGUGUUUUGAGGAAGACAAGCUUUUUAUUUGCGGCAUUGUAGCCUAUUUUUAGAAAAGCCUACCUGUCGAGGUUACCGUUCUUGUAUCUUCACUGUGGUUUGAUGUAUCCCCUUCCAUUAAUUCAUGGCAAUUUUAUGCAGGUACAACAAUGGAUCUUGUCCUGGCAUAUGCAGAUGACUCCGUUUUGACGCCUUAUGUUUAUCCAACAGCAUGGCCAGAAAAUAACCCUUUUCGACAGUUUAUUAGCCUUAUUGUCAUAACAAAUGUGGGUGCUCUUAUCCUUUAUUUGCUGAUUGGCAGUCUCAGCUACUACUUCAUAUUUGAUCACUCACUAAAGAAACAUCCUCAGUAUUUGGAGGUGAGUCACUGUGUCACAGCUCUUCCCUUUUCUAAGUUCUUCAGUGGUCUAUGGCUAGACUUCAGAGAGUCUUGUAUGUACCUUUCUGGAAUUUCUGUACGCAGACAGACCUCUGCUGUGUGUGGUGCUUUUGUUUGUUUGUUUUCACCCUAGUAAAUGCAGUCACGUUUUAACCAAUAUGGUCAUUUUGGAACAUCCUUGUAACACUUAAUAUUUUGAAAUGCAAACAGUUUAGAUUUAAACUAUGGGUAUUUUCAGUGUGAUUUGCUAUUUCGGUGAAAGCAUUUUCUUCUCUUAGCAUUUCUAGGCCUAAUCUGCUUAAGGUUGUUACGCUCCAACUAUUUUGUGCAAAUGUUCAUUGGCUUCUGGAAUAUAGUGAGGUAGCCUUUUUAAUUCGCAGAGCUUAAAGAGCUAGAAUGGUGAUUUUUCCACCUAUUCUUUCUGAACCUGCUUGCUUAAGAUUGCGGUGGUGACUCUAGUGCUUAUGUAAACUAAUCUGGAUUACUGGAGUAUGAACAAAUGAAGUACUCACUUUGGUGGGCUGGCAUCUUGGCCAAAACCUUCGACGCAAUCAACGCUUCUGGUAUCAUCCCCAAAAUAUGGAAGGAGGCCAUUAUAGUACCAAUUCAUAAAAAAGGUUCUCCAAUGGAGCCGGAAAAUUACCGUAACAUCAGCCUCCUUUCGAUCAUAGGGAAAAUUUAUGCCAGCUUCUUGCUGACGAAACUAUCGCGAUGGGUAGAUGAGACUAACCAGAUUGGCCACGAACAAGCAGGGUUCAGAAUUAAACGCUCUACAACUGAUCAUGCGAUAGUUCUUUACCAUCUGGCACGGAAGUACUCCUCCCCUCCCCGGGGCUACCUGUGUGCUGCCUUCUUAGAUCUUAAGGCAGCCUUCGACAGCGUUCCUAGAAAUAUUCUUUGGGAGAAACUUGCGAAACUGGGCAUCGAUAGAAGGCUCUUAUGGCUCAUAAGUCAGCUCCACGAAGGUACCCUUGCCAGAGUGAGACUUACUCCUGCGGGCGACCUCACAAAUUCGAUACCAAUCAACAAGGGAGUGCGCCAAGGAUGUAUAUUGGCCCCCUGCCUAUUCAAUCUAUUCAUCAGCGACAUGCGAGCACCUCUAGUCAACUCAUCUCCAAGUACACAUGCGCCUAGACUAGCGGAUUACCGCUGUCCACUCCUUUUAUAUGCGGACGACGCGGUAAUUCUAUCUUAUACACGUGUUGGACUAACCAGAGCUCUGAAGAUCUUUGCCACGUAUUGUCAACUCAACCAAUUAACCAUCAAUCAUGCUAAAUCUAAGAUUCUGAUUUUCGCCAGAAGUCGGAGAUUAUACGAAUGGAAGCUUGGUGGAGCAAAAAUAGAGCAAGUCCUAAAAUUUCAAUACCUAGGAGUUAUUUUUCAAUACAAUCUGGGGUGGAAAGCACAUAUUCAACACCUACUUAAUAAGGCCAAAACUUUGUCAUAUGCGCUCCUCCGAUUUUUCUUUUCGGAUGGAGCUUUGCAUGUUCCCUCGGCCCUAAAGGUGUUCAAGGCAAAAGUGGUUCCCGUGCUUGCUUAUGCUGCCCCGCUCUGGGUCGUGAUGACAGACCUUGCUCCUCUUGAGACUUUGCAAAACCAAUUCCUACGUCGGCUCCUAAUGCUCCCCCUGUGCGUAAGCAACGCAGCCAUGCGUCUAGAAUUGAGGAUCGCAUCCUUAGAAACUUGCCUGUGGAAGCAAGUCUUCAAUUAUUG
Messenger RNA from Podarcis lilfordi (Lilford's wall lizard), 3574 nucleotides. NCBI's taxonomy places the organism in Eukaryota, Metazoa, Chordata, Lepidosauria, Squamata, Lacertidae. The record is from the annotation of a GenBank genome assembly.